GACGUUUGAUAUUUGACAUUGACGUAUAUAACGUAUAUUGUGAAAAUAAUUUUUAAAACUUGGCAUGUUUAUAUAGUAUCGAUUUAAAAUUUAGUUUUUAUAUGAAAAUAGAGAUCGCUGUUAUAAUGUUGGAUGUUAAAUUUUGGAAAUAGUUUCUAUUUUCUAUUAUGUCGAUAAAUGUUCACGUUUCUGGAAAUCCUAUUAGUAUAAAAAGAGGCAAAAUGGUAACAGCAGAUUUAGAUCACAGCAAAAAAGAAUUUGAAAAACGUCGUCUUAUGCGAUUAGAACAAGUAAGACAACAAUCGAAGCAUAUAGCUGAGGAUGUAAGAAAUAAAGUUAAACGAGAAAAAAUAAUACAAAUGAAACAAAUAGAAGAAGAAGGUAAACAGAAACUGAAAAACUGGCAGAAUAGGAAGUUAUUAGAGCUUCAAACACAGUACAAACAAGCCCUAAAAGAAUUGGGAACAGGUCAUAAAGAAGCCAAAAUUUCGGAAGAUGAAGAAACUUUAAGACAAGAACAGAUGAUUCUAAAUCAAGAACUUUCAGCUAAAAGGGGUCACAAAGCUGCAUGUAAACUACAUUCCCAAAUGAAAAAAACAGAAAGUGACAAGAACGCUAUUAAGGAUCGUAAAAAAAUUGUUCGUGAAAUAGAAGAUACAAGAGCCGCAAUGUUGACAGGUUUCACACAACCGGCGCACAGUGAACCUCGUGUGAAGAAAAAGAAACAUAGGGAAGGGAAUGAUGAACUGAGAAUCAGUAUACCAGACUCUGAUUCUGAUUUCCAAGGAAGUUCUAACUCAUUAUCAGAUAUUAUAGAAGGUGAUGAGGAAUCGACUAGUUGCACAUGCGAUCUAGAAGAUUCCGGUCCUUCAGAUAACAAAAUUGAAGGUACAAAAUCCGAUUCUAUGAAUAUAGAAACUUUGGAAGUUCCUACAAACCCACCGAUGAUAUCUACUCAGAAUUUUUCAGAAAAAACAAAACCUAAAGUAAAUUUACCGUCACGUUAUACACAAACAGUACCUCUUAUUGAUUCAGCUUCUCAGCAACAUAUUUCUUCAAUAACUGAACAACAAGCACUUUCAGUUGAUGAACCACAUGCCUUCAAAUGUACUCCUUGUGAUACUAGAAUCUCUGAUAGGAUAAAACGUAGGGAACUGUUUUCCCAUCAACAGAAAUCAGCAAUGCCCAAAGAACAAAGUAGCAUUGCCAUUAGGGACUAUAUACAGUCAAGAACUUGUUGUAUAAACUGCACGUGUGGUUGUUCAAUGAAAGAGGUGCAAUUGAAAGAUGUUGAUGCAGAAGAAAGGACAAAUAGGUACAAAGAUUUUGAAAAAUUCGGUGGUACAGAGAAGAAAUCUGAAUAUUUAGAUGAAAUAGAAGAUAGUAAUAUUCACAGUAAAUCUGAUCAAUUUACUAAAGAUGAGGAAAUUCCUCCUAAACCAUUUAUUAAAGUGAAAACAUCAUCAACUGCGCCUCCUUCUUCUGUACCAACUAAGUCAUCCGGAAGUAAGGUUAAAUCAAACAAAUUUCCUUCUAAAAUUACUUCGAAAAGUGUAACAAAUCCAGAGAAUUUAUCAACAAAAACUAGAAGUUUUGAAGAACUAAUAAAAACCGGUAGUGGUAGACACCAUCCUGUUCAAAUGUAUGAUCAUCCAAACAGAUUUGGUUAUGAAAAAAGUAUACCUUCUUCAUCUUAUGUUGAAAAAAUACCAAUAGAAAGUUUAGAAGUAAUUCCAGAUCCAGAUAUGCAAGAAGAUUGGAAAGAGGUACAAAGAAAAAGGCAAAAAGAUGCACAAAUUAGAGGAAAACAAGCUUUGGAAAAAGAGAAAUUGAAAAAAGAUUAUGAGGAAAUGAUGAGGCGAUUACCUCUCCUUCAGAAAAAGGAGAGAGUACUGGAAAUUUUUAAUGACAAACCGGAAUAUCAUAUGACAGAGGAACGGUUGAAAGAAAAAGAGCGAUUAAAACAAAAUAAAUUAGAAAACGCUUACAAUAAAGCAUUUCCUAACCUCAAACCAGCUUUUGUAACACUUCCUAAGAUUAAUCAAGCCGAGACUCCUGAUACUGAUACUAAUCAUGCAAAUUGGGACGUCGAUUACCCAGUAUCGCAAAUGUUUACACCAAAAGAAGUGCGAGAUAUUCUCAAAAGUUUCACUAGACAAAAUCCGGAAAACAGACGAACGAAAUUGAAAGAAUUAUUAAAAAAAUUGAAAUUACAAAAAGAAGAAUUGCUUAAGGAAAUUUCUGCAUUACCCAAAGACGACAAUGUAGAUGAAAUUAUAAAUGAUUUAAGAUCAUUUGAUACCGACGAGGUGGAAGAUCGUACUAAAUCGAAACAUAAAAAGAAAACCCCGAGGAAACGAUGUAGAAAGGAAAAUGAAACCGAUAGUAGUAUUGAUGGUUCUUCUUCGGAGCAGUAUAACAGUGGAAAUAAAGAAGUUGUUGGUAAAUCACCGAGAAAAAGAGCGAAGAUUAAACAAAAAAUUAUAAUAUUACAAAACACUAGUACUCAAACUACUCCCAAAUUAUCUCCAACACAAGAUACAUCAGUUCAAGUAAGCACUACUGGAUCUCCUUUUGAAAAACCAUCAGUUCCCGUUCAAACAACUCAAACAUCCCCGGUAUUUUGCAAAAAAAUCCACGUACCUUGUGAUUGCUAUAAAGAAAAUGAAGCACCAAAAGAUAAUAUGUGCCACAUUUUCAUCAAACUGAAGGACGAUGAAGAACCAGACGUAGUUGUUAAAUCCACAGAUGAACCUCUCAAACCAGUCGAACUUAAAAACGUUCGUGUACAGAUACCAAACAAAAAAUCUGUCAAAACUCAAUCGAUUUCAGUCGAUACCACAUGGAAAGAACAAUUCAGUAAAAAUUCAACGUCGACCACGAGUACUUCCUAUCUAAGUCCACCGGAUUUUAAAAAAAAAUCCCGUCAGGAUUAUUUCAAAAAACCGCAACAAAAAGAAUUGUCUUCGAUUUAUUCGGAAUACCAAGAAACGUCCGGCGAUCCGAAAAUACCAACUUACGUUAAAAAACUUUUGAGCAUGACCAGAGUGAGCGUGGAAAAUUUGAGCGUGUCAUCAAGUACCGUGGAAACUCCCAGUCAAAGUGUCAUAGAAAUCGACAGCAACAACCGGAACCCGUCGCAGUACGUUCAAGUACCAUUAAAUACGAGCUGCAGUUGUUCGGAUACAGUACCGGAAAAAGACUAUUCCGGAUGUAGUACGAAAUCGAGGGAGAACAUAUUAGCGCAAUAUACCGAAAUUACGGACAAUUGUAGCAAAAGAAUCGAAGCUUUAGCCGGGAUGAUACGAAAAUUAAGAGAAGAUAAAAUCAAAAUGUUGUCUACGAAUAUUUCAAAAAGUCCAGAUAAAGAUUUAUCCACUACGUAUAUGGAUUUGCCUGAUAAUAAAAUCGAAUCUAAGGAAAGUAGCAAACGAUCGAGUUCCAGUUUAGACGAAGAAGAAAUUUACAAGAAGUUGAUGGAAAUCAAUCACGAAUUCGAUGGAGAAGUGAAAAAAUUGAAGGAAUCAACUAAGAGUGCGCGGAUAAUUGCAUCUGAAGCGCCCAAUGAUGAUACUUCAAUCAACGCACCAUUGGAUAGCGAAGACGUAUCUUCAUCAAAUAACACAAAUCAAGAAUUCCUCGAUAGAAUUCAUCGACUCCAAGAACGACCAAAUAAUCAGAAUCAACAAUUUGAACCGUUCUUAUCAGACAUUCCCAGAUUACCUAAAUUCGAACCGCAGGAAAACAAUACGAGUUCGAAUCACAAACGUCCUCCAUUGUCGAAAGGUUUGACGUCCAUUAAAAAAAUUAAUGGAAACGUGACUUUAGUGCCUCAUGAAUUAUCCACGAUAGUCGAAGCCGAUAGUCAAAUUUCCACGAAAUUACCGAGUCCGGAAACUUCAAGAGAUUCUUUUAACUUCAAUGCCAACCAACAUCUUUUACCAAUCCAAGAAGUGGUUUCUUCGACGUCAAAGUCUAACGAGAGCCUAUCUAAAAAGUCUUCAGGAGAUGUAACAAAAGAAAGUAUCGGUACUAAUGCUAAUAAAUCAGAAGAUCUUCCAAAUUGUAGUAAAUACAAAGAAUCUUGUAAUGACAAAACUUGUCCGGAUGGUAGUCAAAAAAUGUUAUCGUCAUCGUCGAGCGACGAUAUGGAGAGCAUCGAGAAUAUGUUGAGAAGCAUCGGUAUGGAGUGGGCGAUUCCAACUUUACAUAAAACUCAAGAGGCUUUAGCUCUAACUUCCAGCUCGAGUUCUUUGGAUUUAAGUAGAAAGAAACCGAAGACAUCUCCUAUCGAUAUCAGUGGUAGUGAAAUAAGUUUGAGGGAAUUUUUGAAGAAGCAAAUUUUAAAAAUUUCGUCGAGUACAAUGCUCAGCGAGGAGUCCAUUGGUAGUUUCCUAGGAGAAAGUUCCGAGUUAUCGGGAAUACAGAAAAAUACGAAUUCUACUCGGGAUAAAAGUAGACAGAGGACUUCAACUCCGCUCGGUAGCAGUAAAUUUAUGAGUUCUAGUAAAUCGAACGUUGGAUUUUCAGAUUCAGAAUUGUCGUCCAUAAAGCAGGAAUAUACGAAAUCAAAAAAAGAUGAAAAAAAGUGAAAAUGGAACAACAACGCAAUAGAUGGAUUUGUUGAUUUUUAAUUUAUUGACUUGUUCUGCUAUUUUAUUAUGUGUGUAAUUUAAUUAAAUUGAUUAUUUUUAUUUA
Diorhabda carinulata is the source of this 4698-nucleotide messenger RNA. RefSeq lists its product as uncharacterized. The record is from RefSeq and is a predicted model, not a curated record. The transcript has 5 exons. The coding region runs from base 168 to 4592 and encodes 1474 amino acids. NCBI's taxonomy places the organism in Eukaryota, Metazoa, Arthropoda, Insecta, Coleoptera, Chrysomelidae.